CCUGAAAAUAAAACACCCCUCUCACCUGGCCUUUAACGUGACACUAAAAGAACGACUUUUGGUUACAUGUAGCGCUGAAAAAGGACAGUGACGAGGAGCAGAGUCAGUGGAUCGGCAUGGACUAUGAGCGAAGGGGUGGGCGAGGUGAUCGCAUAGGUCGCUAUGGCAACACUCACAAUGAUCACAACUUUCGGGAUAUGGACUAUCGUGGCUAUGGCCAAGAGGAUGAAGAGACAGGUGCAGGAUACGAUGUGAGAGUGGAGGGCGACCGACCAUAUUGCCAUGAUGAGCAGUCACUGGGCGUCCCCGACUUCUCACCAGGAUGUCUCCAAGAUCGACCAGGCUUUCACCAGAGAGGAGACGGUAGAGGGGACAUUGGGCAUGAGGGCAAAGGGCUCCUGUGGCCACUUUGUUCUCAGUCGCAGCCUGAUCUGGCUCAUCCCAUGCUCCAGAGAGAGGAGGAGGGAUCCAGGCGGGAAUUUGAGCAGUUACAGACUGGCCUGCAGGAAAGGGGUCGAGGGAAAGGUGGAAGAGGCUUUCCCGAGAACAGCACGCCGCUGUUGGGGAGCAGGGAGGGCAACUGGGCUCGUAGCGGUAACCAUCCUGACCAGAUGGACUUCAACACGGGAAGACAGAGAGAGGAGGACAGGUUUUCUCGUGGGGCAGGGAAGAGGAGGACUUUUCCAGCAAGGGCAGAGGAGCAUGGUUGUGGAAAUCCUGGCCCAGACCCGCCCCUAGAAGAGUUGGAUCAGAGGGACCAGGACUACCGUGCAGAUCUAGACCAUAACCAGAGGCCCAGCAACAUCAUAAUGCUUCGCAUGCUGCCACCCAGUGCCACCGCCAAUGAGAUCCGGGCACAGCUUCAGGAGCAGGAGAUCCAGCCAAGAGAGGUCCGCCUUAUGAGGAACAAAUCUUCAGGUCAGAGCCGAGGAUUCGCCUUCGUCGAGUUUAAUCUCAUACAGGAGGCCACCCGCUGGAUGGAGACCAACCAGGGAGUGCUGAUGAUUCUGGGACAGAGAGUGUCGAUGCACUACAGCGACCCUAAACCCCGUGCCAAUGAGGACUGGCUCUGCAAUAAGUGUGGCGUGCAAAACUUUAAAAGGAGAGAGAAGUGCUUCAAAUGCAAUGUGCCUAAAUCAGAGGCUGAGCUGAAGUUGCCCCUGCUGCAGAGGGAUUUGCCUAUUGGUCUUCAAAAGGAGGGAGCCCAAGGCUUACUUCCCUUGCCAGCCCCUUACCACUCUUCUGGUCCUAGUGUCACCCCAGGGCAAGCAACACAGCAGGCAGAUGUUGCCAAUGACACUCUGAUACUUAGGAACCUCGGCCCACAUACUUCAGUGGAAGCCAUUUUGUCUGCCUUGGCUCCGUUUGCCACUCUCUCCCAUUCCAAUGUUCGCUUAAUCAAGGACAAACACACACACCUCAACAGGGGCUUUGCCUUUUUACAGCUCUCUACAAUAGUGGAGGCAUCUCAACUGCUUCAGAUCUUGCAGGCCCUCCAGCCAGCUCUCUCUAUUGAUGGAAAGGCUAUUGUAGUGGAGUUUGCCAAAGGCUCUAAACGUGAUGUGUUUGUGUCGGACGGUAGCAGAGUGAGUGCUGCUACUGUGGCCAGCACAGCUAUCGCUGCUGCUCAGUGGGCUGUCACACAGACCACUCAAAAUGGAUCAGGUGGAGGCCAGGGUAUAGAUACUGCAGUUUAUCAGCAGGGGGCAGCAGUGACAUACAGUCAGGAGGGUCAUGGGUACACUGGCCCAGACGGCACAACUUUCAAGGCCCAGGGAGAUACCAGGGCAGCCGCCUUGCCGAGUGCAGGAGCAGCUCUGAAUGGGUCAUACACAGGAGGAGCAGCGCCAGCUGUCGUUUCGUCUGAGACUGUGAAAUCUGGAUCAGCAGUUGUGCAGCAGCCUCUCACUCAGACGGCUCUCAUCACCACACCUGCCACCACACCUGCCACACAGGUUGAGAUAGUAGGAAAACCACAACCAGCUGCUCCCAGCCAACCUGCGACCCCGGGCACUGAACAUGAGCUCCAGCAAUAUCCUCUGCCAGAUGUGUCCACAUACCAAUAUGACGAAAGCUCUGGCUACUAUUACGACCCAUUCACAGGACUCUACUAUGACCCUACUUCACAGUACUACUACAACCCUCACGCUCAACAGUACAUGUACUGGGAUGGAGAGAAACACACCUACAUUCCUGCUGCCAGCCAGUCAAACACUGAAGGGGCUCCUACGAGUGAUGGUGCAGCCCCUUCAGAUUCACCGUUUGCUACUCCUGGAAGCAAGGAGAAAAAAGAUAAACCCAAGAAUAAAACUGCUCAACAGAUUGCCAAAGAUAUGGAGCGCUGGGCUAAGAGUCUUAACAGGCAAAAGGAGAACAUGCGUUCUCUCUCUUCAUCCCCUGCCGUCGGUUCUACGGCACUUCCUCCUGGGUUUACUCGGGCUCCUGGCCACAGUCGCCUAGAUGACCACCGAGAAUCUGCGAGUGCUGAUGCAGGCUAUGCUGUUCUGGAGAAAAAGGGGGCACUGUCUGAACGGCCUCAGAUUUUUCUGGAUCAGAUCCGACAAAGUGCAGAACAAUCGCCUCCUCUACAGCAGGGUCUGGUCCCAGCCUACAGCGGAGAGACUGACAGUGAAGAAGAAGGAGGCGAGAAAGAUGAGAAGGAAGGGAGAAUGACAGACUGGGUUAAACUGGCCUGUCUGCUUUGUAGGAGGCAGUUCCCAAGCAAGGAGGCCCUCAUCAGGCACCAGCAGCUCUCUGAACUACAUAAGCAAAACUUGGAGCAGAGAAGAACCCAGCAGGAAGCUGCAGGCAAAGAGAGACUUGUGGAUGGACCUGAACCUCCUGAUCCUAAGAGGAGAAAGUUUAGCCCCAUUGAUGGAAUCACAGGAACCAGUCUCGGUGCCAGGAUGCUGCAGGGAGGCGUAAAAAGGGGGCUUCUAUUGCGCAACAUGCAAGUGGAAUGACCCCUUGCCCCUUGAACUUCCAGACCCAGGAAGGACAAAGACAGACCCAGCACGCAACACUUCACCAUUAACAAUAUAGAUAUCUAUAUUUAAACCUCUUUAUUUUGGUUUGAAAUUAGAAUUACCUCAACAAUGGUAAUACUCAGUGGUAAUAAUCUUAUGAACUGAUCCUGUAGCAGUAGAUGUCAGGAUAUUGCACAGAUUGCACCUUUUUGCUUGCUUCCGGAAUGAUGCAGUUUUGAGUUCUCACAGAGCUUGUGUGUGAUAAACAAGUUGUAUGUGGUUGGGAAACAUUUGCUGGAAAAACGGGAGAUCAGUACAGAUCUUUAUGUCAGCAAAUGGAAUUUUCUAAUAUUACUGUCUAUGCACCAUAGAUUUUUUUUUUCUUUUUUUAAUUUAAUGCUAUAUGCCUUGUCAUUCAGUGAAUGACUGAUCUGGGCAUGGACUGUGUGUACAUUUUUAGAAUGAGCACUUUUAUACAACAGUGGGAGAUAAGAGACUGUGGCCUCAUGAACUGGGCAUGGUCAUACUAACACUAGUGUGUAGGUGAAAGUGUCUCAGUUUAUCAUAUAGCAGGUAUGAAUUCACAAUGUAAUACAUACUUACCUUUGGAGAAAGUUAUUUUUUAUUUCUGUGUUUAUUCAGUACUGUGACUGUGUUCCAUCAAGAUAAUGUAAAUUAAUGCAAAAUAACACAUUUCAUCAAUAUUGA
Stegastes partitus (bicolor damselfish) is the source of this 3674-nucleotide messenger RNA. RefSeq names its product RNA binding motif protein 10 (gene rbm10). Gene Ontology annotation, biological process: mRNA splicing, via spliceosome. Gene Ontology annotation, molecular function: RNA binding. Lineage: Eukaryota; Metazoa; Chordata; Actinopteri; Pomacentridae. Gene Ontology annotation, cellular component: nucleus. Bases 117 to 2963 code for a protein of 948 amino acids. The transcript has 23 exons. The record is from RefSeq and is a predicted model, not a curated record.